AUGUCUAACAUAGAAAGGCAGCCAUUUUUAAAAGGGGUAAAGCCCUUAAGUUAUUCCAAAGCAGGGCUAAUUGGCCCCAAUGAGAGCGCAACAGAUGAGCCAGAGGAGAUUAUAGAUGCUGACUCACACACCAGACUUUAUCAGACUAGGAAAAAAGAACAGCAUAUUGACAUAUUAGGGGUAUAUGUCCCCAUGAAAGCGCUGAAUAUUUGCUUGGCUAUAUUCUCUGUGCUAUUUAAUGUUGCUAUGAACAUUACCUUACCAUUAUAUUCUCAAGCUGUUAAUAGAGCCAAGGGUGAUGAAUACAAUGUGCUCCUGUUCUCUGCAUUCUGGUUUCCUAUCAUCUUCUACAUUAUGGUGGCUUUUAUCAAAAUCUUCAUUGACAGGGACAUGCCAAUAUUGCCCACAUCUAAAUGGUACCAUGUAGUGAUGGUUGGAUCAUUUAAUGGACUGAAUGGAUUAUUGGUUGUGUAUGCUAGUGACCCAUCACGUACGCCUCCAUAUCUGCAGGCUGUUCUGGCCACAACCAUUAUUCCAUACACAGUUAUUGCAAGACUUGUCAUUCGCAGAAUAGGGGUCAGUUUCAAGAGAUUUGUAUGCACUGGUGUGGUUCUGGUUGGGCUAUUUAUCUGUUCUGAGCCACAGAUAUUUGGCAUCGAUAUGCCAGGGGGGAACAGUGGGGACCCAGGGGCACCUAUGACAUCAAGAUUCUUCUGGCCAGUUAUAUUUGCCCUUGGCUUUCUCCCAGUUGGAAUCCUGAAUGUCAUCAUAGAGAUUGCCAUGAAGAAAGAUGAGGCUGAAUCUAUGACAUUUAUAGCUGCUUGCCAGGUGUUCAACUUUCUCACUAUUGUAGCUUUCUUCUGGACAGACUUUAUACCAGGAUUUGGUCAGGCUAAUUCUCCAGCAGAAUUUGUAGACCGUCUUCACACAAGUUUGCUCUGCCAUUUUGGUGCGGAUGAAACAUGCCUUGAUGUCCUUGGGCGCAGUUGGCUGUUCAUCUUCUCCUAUGUCCUUGCCAACAUGUUCCAGUUCCUUUUAAUCCGUUAUGCUGAAGGCGCCAUCUAUGCUGUAAUUGUGACUGCGCUAGUGACACCUUUAGGAACACUAUGGUGGACAUUAUUCCAAAGUUCACCUGAGUUUGCCUGGGGCCCAGUGUUUAAUGAAACUACAGUGUUUACCCUGCUUGGAUUAUCUAUAAUGAUGCCUGGUGUCAUAAUGUACAACUAUUUUAGUCAGCAGGAAGCAAAAGAGAAAGAACAAAUGAGUCAAUCAACUAGACUUCAGCAGCCCUAG
Molecule: messenger RNA, 1293 nt
Organism: Owenia fusiformis
Lineage: Eukaryota; Metazoa; Annelida; Polychaeta; Sabellida; Oweniidae
Source: the annotation of a GenBank genome assembly